Messenger RNA from Mollisia scopiformis, 1963 nucleotides. Its product is annotated as cytochrome P450. Lineage: Eukaryota; Fungi; Ascomycota; Leotiomycetes; Helotiales; Mollisiaceae. The transcript is spliced from 4 exons. Gene Ontology annotation, molecular function: oxidoreductase activity, acting on paired donors, with incorporation or reduction of molecular oxygen; iron ion binding; heme binding. The coding region runs from base 217 to 1896 and encodes 559 amino acids. The record is from RefSeq and is a predicted model, not a curated record.
AUUGCUAGAUGCAUCUCGAUUUAAAUCUUUCAAGGCGCCACUCAGCCUCGAUGCACCAUAAAUUACCUUUACGAAGAGCUGCAUAGGAGGCUCUGCGGCUAAUUUACUCUUUCACGUGGUCGCCUCGCGAAAGUGGUCUGUUUGGUCUGCUUGUCUUUUCAAAGCUCCCCUUUUCUCCAAUCCAACGACGAAUAGCACGCGUUCAAUCCUGAGGCAAUGUCGUUCGAUCUUCUGGCACUGCAGACAACCCACCUUGGGGCCCUUUUUCUCCUUUUGAUUGCCGCGCUCUGGCAUCGGUAUGCUGCCAACCGUCGCAGCUUCACAGCGUACACGAAACGCGAAAAUAACAAAGGUGUUGUUCCCUUGACGUUCCCAUACAUUUUCCCGCUACUAGGAAGUCUGCCCGUUGCAUAUCUGUGGAACCCGAGAGCCUUUGUUUUGAGCCGCAACAAUUUCUUCCAGAGUCUGCAUCCGGCUCGAGUCAAGGUCCUCACCCAAGAGUUCUAUGUCGUCCGUGGACCGGAGAAUGUAAAAGCCCUCUUCAAGAAUUCUUGGGCAUGCACGUCAAUUCCAUUCGUCAAGUUUGCUCUUGAAUACGCUUUUGGCUUACCAGCUAAAGCAUCGAGUCUGUACACAAAGGACGAUUCUGGUGAUGGCCAUGUACCUCAUCCUGGCAGCGUGGUAGAGGCCCGCAAUCGUAUUGACUACAAUGUGUUCCAGUGUUUGGUCAGAUUUCUCGAAGGAAAAGGACUGCAGCCUUUCUUCAAUAGGUUCUCACACAACAUCACGCAGCAAUUACAUAGCCUACAUGAUCGCAUUGGAUCCGAGUGGGGUUAUCAUGAAGACUUGAUGAAAGUUGUCGGAAAUGAGACUACGGUCUCAAUCGUCAAUGCCCUUUGCGGCCCGCAUCUCUUGAAGCUAAAUCCGCAUUUCCUGCAAGACUACUGGGAUUUUGACCGCAAUUUGCAGACUUAUCUUCAAGGCAUUCCUUGGUUCCUCGCUCCCAGGGCCUACGCAGUUCGCAAGUGGGUGCUGAAGGCCGUUCAAGUUUGGCAACAGCAUGCGAGAGAUCAUUUCGAUGAAUCAGCCAUCAAUGCUGACGGUGAUGACGAAUUCUGGGGAAGUAGUUUCUUCCGAGAGAGGCAGGAAAUAUUCCUCCGAAUGGACGGUUUCGACCAUGCUGCUAUUGCAUCAGAGGACUUUGGUGCAAUCUGGGCAGCGCGGAAUUCCGUCACGGCUGCGUCCUGGGCCAUCUUUGAUAUAUAUCGGGACCCUGAACUACUCGUCAGGGUGAGAGCCGAAGUGGAUACGUGUGCCAUCAAAGACGCAGACGGCCUCAUUCGAUUCGAUAUCGAUCAAUUGCUUCGACUGCCAGUCCUCCAAGCCGUCUAUGCCGAGACUUUGCGCCUCAGAAUGCACUUUUAUAUCAUCAGGAUGUCAGACCGUGCUGAAAUCAAUAUCCGAGAUUGGAUCAUACCAAGGCAAAAGGUCAUCGUCACGCCUACGACAGUUGCACACAUGGAUUCCGAGGCUUGGAGCACUGGCUUGAAGAAUGAGCACCCCGUCGACCAGUUCUGGGCUGGAAGAUUCCUCAAAUAUCCAUCGAAGAGUAAUACACAACUGGGCGAUCCAACAUUUUCGACGAAAGAACUCGAAGGGUCGUGGAUUCCUUACGGUGGCGGACCGCGGCAAUGUCCCGGCCGGCACUUUGCGAAACGCCAGAUAUUAUUGACCACUGCUCUGAUGGUAAGCCUGUUUGACUGUGAGAUAAUAAAGGACGGCAAGGAUAUGAAGGAGGACUUCACGCUCAAGGGUUUUGGUAGUGGUGUGUCGCAUCCAGCUGGCAAGAUACCAAUGAGAAUACGACGGAGACAGAAUGCGGAAGAUGCACACUAGGAAAAGGAUCGGGGUAAUCCUACUGUAGUAAAUUGACUGCAUCUUGUCCAACCUCUUGAAAGAUGAU